Hyposmocoma kahamanoa is the source of this 2835-nucleotide messenger RNA. Its product is annotated as sodium-independent sulfate anion transporter. The coding region runs from base 229 to 2004 and encodes 591 amino acids. Gene Ontology annotation, biological process: transmembrane transport. Gene Ontology annotation, molecular function: sulfate transmembrane transporter activity. Gene Ontology annotation, cellular component: membrane. The record is from RefSeq and is a predicted model, not a curated record. NCBI's taxonomy places the organism in Eukaryota, Metazoa, Arthropoda, Insecta, Lepidoptera, Cosmopterigidae. The transcript has 10 exons.
CGAUCGGCUACCACGCCUCCAUCCUACAUUUGGACUUAUUUGACCCAGGUUAUCGUGCGCUGUCACUCAAACAGCCCGUCCCUUUGUAAAAUUAUAUUUAAUAAAUCUCAACAAGCCGUCGAAAAGUAAAUAUUCGUCUGUACAUCCCUUGUCGUUUAGUUGAUUUUAAUACAACAAGGGUGGAGGUGAAAUAAUUUGGUGGCUACCGGUUAGAGGACACCAUACGUUAUGGAAGACAUAGGGUCUCCGUUCCCGAAAAACCGGAAGGCGGAGUCGUGGUGGCUGAGGGUAGCGCGGAAGAGGUUUCCGGUGCUGCGAUGGGCGCCGAGUUACGACCGCGAAUCGGCCCUGGCUGACCUCAUCGCUGGUGUUACACUGGGACUCACCCUGGUACCGCAAAGUAUUGCCUACGCUGCUUUGGCUAAUCUGCCAGUGCAGUAUGGACUCUACUCAGCCUUUGUUGGCACGAUGCUUUAUGUUCUCCUGGGAACGGUGAAGGAGGUUUCAAUCGGGCCGACGUCACUGAUGGCGUUGAUGACGCUGCAAACCUGUCACGGGCUGCCCAUCGACUUCGUCGUACUGCUCACCUUCCUCUCCGGAUGUGUUGUAUUGGCCAUGGGCCUGCUUAAACUAGGUUUCCUGGUAGAUUUGAUUUCGCCAACAGUAACCUCCGGCUUCACGUCAGCUACAGUAGUGAUAAUAGUCGCGUCGCAGAUCAAGGGUCUUUUAGGCAUCAGCUUCGUAGCCGAAAACGUGUUUGACAAUUUGCGGCACGUCUAUGAGAAUUUACAUGAAACACAGCUCGGAGAUUGUAUGCUAGGUGCUGUGUGCUGUACUAUACUACUAUUGCUUCGGAAACUUAAGGACGUCCCAGUGAAUCCGAAGCGCGCCAGCCUGAAGAAGACGCUUUGGCUGAUCUCGAUCAGUCGUAACGCGAUGGUGGUAACUGCAGCUUCCGUGCUAGCUUUCUGCACUUUCGACCCUGUCACUAACACGCAUCCCUGGUUCAAACUCUCUGGCCGCGUGGAGCCAGGCCUGCCGAGUGUGGCCGCGCCGCCGUUCAGCGUGGCCAGCGAAAAUGGCACCGUGAGUUUCGUCGAAAUGGCUGGCCGACUGGGCUUCGGCGUGCUCAUGACACCCAUCAUCAUGGUGUUGGCCAACAUCGCUAUCGCCAAAGCGUUCUCCGUGAAUCGAGUGGACGCGACGCAGGAGAUGGUGACGCUGGGCCUCUGCAACAUGGCGGGCUCGCUGUUCCGCGCUAUGCCCACUUGCGGCGCCUUCACGCGCUCAGCCGUCUCGCACUCCAGCGGCGUACGUACGCCGCUCGCUGGUCUCUACUCGGGAUUGAUCGCAUUGUUGGCGCUGGCGUUCAUGACCAAAUACUUCUAUUUCAUCCCGCGCGCCUGCCUGUCUUCUGUGCUCAUCUGCGCUGUCAUCUUCAUGUUCGACGCGGCGAUCGUGUCGCGGCUGUGGCGCGGCGCGCGCGGCGAGCUGGCCGUGCUGGCGCUGACGUUCGCGGUGGGCGUGGCGCUGAGCGUGGAGCUGGCGCUGCUGGCGGGCGCGCUGGCCGGCCUGGCGCGGCUGCUGCGCCGGCUCAUGCGCCCGCGCAUGCACCUCUACGCGCACAAGUCCGCAGUGGGCGAAGUGGCGCGCGUGGUGCCGACGCUGGCUCUGGUGUACAUGAACGCGGAGCACGCGGCGGCGCGACUGGCGGCGGCGGCGGCUCGCGUUCGGCCGCGGCCGGUGCUGCUCGACUGCUCCCGGCUGUCGCUGAUCGACGAUGCUGCUGUGCUGGUACUACAGCGCAGUAUAAAGAAGUUCAAAGAGGCCGAUCAACACCUGAUCCUAUACAAUGCGAGCUCCGAGGUAGUACGGCGUUUGGAGGGCAUACCGGACGUCGAUAAAACCGCGUUACGGGCUUCUACCAUUUCCGAUGCAUUGGCCUGCGUGAUGCCUGCAACGGCAUCUACAGCUGUGUUUGAUACCGCACCUCUUCUCCCUUAACUACUUUACACCACAACCACGCACUAAAGUACCUAUAUCAAACGUAAUAAACAAAAUAGACACUCACUGUUCGAUAUUACAUUAUUAUGGCGGAAAUUUGAAAUGUCGCAUACGACAAAAUGUUCCUUUUAACAAAAUGACAUUCUCUUAUGACAUUUCAAAUUUCCACUCUAGAUUUAAAGGUUAUGUAUUGAAUUUUAAAAUGUCGUAAGUGACAUUUUGACGUACGGGAAAAUGUCCCUUAGAAGUAUAUGUAUGAAAAUGGCAAGGUCAAUGUUUCAUUGACCAAUUUUGCUUUAGUAAUUAAGACGUACAGGUGUUAAAUACGUUUUUCACAAAAGUAGUUCAACUACAUUUAGUCAAUACUGCUUUAACUACGGUCUACUUGUAAGUACAUGUUAGUUUAUUAGUAAGAAGUUGAAGAAUACUUUGUAACAACACUGUUUCAUAAUUUGUUACAACUGGCUUAGUUACAACUGAUUUAGUUAGCAAUAUUAAUUGAUUCCGUCUGGAUACCCCAUAAAUAUUCAGUGCAAAACAGUAAUGUUUCCUAUUAAUUUAUCAGUAUUUUGUUGUUAUUAAGCAUUGAUUUCAAAUAAAAUAAUUUAUAGUUUAAUUUGUAAAUAGAGAAAGUACCUAUAGGUACAAGUUUAUUGUAGAACCAUCUAGUCUAGGUACUAUAAAUUAUCAUGCCCCCGUAGCAUAUCCAUGCUUGAUAUGCUACGGGGCGCGUAUAUGCGUAUCCACGCAUGAUAGUCGCGACACGUGCGAUAAAAUUGUAAUAAGCGCGCGCUAUUGGCUGUCUCAAUCAGAUCUAAUUUAGAUAGCCAA